Messenger RNA from Cladophialophora carrionii CBS 160.54, 363 nucleotides. RefSeq lists its product as uncharacterized. The transcript is spliced from 2 exons. The coding region runs from base 1 to 363 and encodes 120 amino acids. The record is from RefSeq and is a predicted model, not a curated record. NCBI's taxonomy places the organism in Eukaryota, Fungi, Ascomycota, Eurotiomycetes, Chaetothyriales, Herpotrichiellaceae.
AUGUCUCCAACCAAAGACACCUCCUCGAGCGGUCCUCUCGCAGAGAAAUCUCCCAAUACCUUCUCACCAACAAAGGCAACAUCUUCGGGCAAGCUCUCACCUCUGGACCAGAAGACAGCCAUGCCUAGAUUCGAGCCGCCACAGAUCCGAGCAUGCACACAGACGCAAGAUCAGAGUGGUGCAAGCCAGACAUACAUCUCGCCUUCGGAUGCAAUUCGAAGCCCGACAACCAAGAAAUUGAGUGAAAUCAAGGGCAAGAGGUUCAAGAACGCGAAGCCGAAGACACUGUUUGCACAAACCGUUUUCCGCGAAAACAUCAAGGCGCAAGGUCACGAGUCGGAUGCCAGCUCCAAACAGGAAUAA